This is a messenger RNA of Eutrema salsugineum, 1951 nucleotides long. RefSeq names its product protein trichome birefringence-like 10. Gene Ontology annotation, cellular component: Golgi apparatus. Bases 331 to 1740 code for a protein of 469 amino acids. The record is from RefSeq and is a predicted model, not a curated record. Gene Ontology annotation, molecular function: O-acetyltransferase activity. The transcript has 4 exons. NCBI's taxonomy places the organism in Eukaryota, Viridiplantae, Streptophyta, Magnoliopsida, Brassicales, Brassicaceae.
UGUAGUAAACCCCUCUUUUGGUCUCUUCCUCUUCUCUUUUCUGAAAAAAAAUCUCAACUUUUGAUCAGAAAUUUUCCAUCAAAAAGCGCAACAAAACAUCCAUCCAUGAGCGUUUCCUCGUUUCCCUGACACAUGUUUUUCGCAUCAUUCUUCAUAAUUUUUUUCUAAAAGGAAGACGAAACUGACCAACCAAGCAAAGCAGCCACUUCUCUUCUCCAUUAACAAUCCUCAACAUGCCUCUGUUUCAUUCGCCAUCAUGUCCCUAUUCUUCCUCUCUUUCCUAAUUUCUUGAAUUCUCAACUUUAUUCGAGUUUAGACAAACCUCUCUAGAUGUCUAAGAACUCACAAGUUGAAGAAAAUGAAGGAGCGAAGCCAAUCUGUGAAGCCUUGAAGAGAUUCAAGAGGUCGAGGCUCGUGUUCGAGCCUUCUCUAGGAGUGUUGGGUUUUUUCUUGGUUGGGGUGUGUUUGGUCUGGAGCUUUUUCUACUUUGAUUACAGAAGCGUGGCUAAAAGCUAUGGACUUUCUGACAAAUCAGAGAGAUUCGUCUGGCUCAAGCUUGACAACAACAACAACAACAGCAACAGUAGUAGUAGUAGUUCCAAGAGAGUUGGGUUUCUGGAAGAGGGUGGAAAUGAUUGUGAUGUGUACGAUGGAGAUUGGGUUUGGGACGAGUCUUAUCCAUUGUAUCAAUCCAAAGAUUGUAGAUUUCUCGAUGAAGGUUUUAGGUGUAGUGAGUAUGGAAGGUCUGAUUUGUUCUAUACCCAGUGGCGAUGGCAACCUAGACACUGUAAUUUGCCCAGAUUUGAUGCUAAACUGAUGCUAGAGAAACUCCGGGACAAGCGACUAGUGUUUGUUGGAGACUCGAUAGGAAGAAACCAGUGGGAGUCUCUUCUUUGUCUACUAUCUUCUGCGGUCAAGAACGAGAGCUUGGUUUAUGAAGUGAACGGAAGUCCCAUCACAAAGCAUAAAGGGUUCUUGGUGUUCAAAUUUGAGGAGUACAACUGCACAGUGGAAUACUACAGAUCUCCAUUUUUGGUUCCUCAGAGCAGACCACCGGCUGGAUCACCUGAGAAGGUUAAGACAACGUUGAAACUGGAGACUAUGGAUUGGACUUCUAGCAAAUGGAGAGAUGCAGACGUUCUAGUGUUCAAUACUGGACAUUGGUGGAACUACGGGAAAACUAUUAGAACGGGAUGCUACUUUCAAAAAGGGAACAAAGUAAAAUGGAAGAUGAAUGUAGAUGUUGCGUAUAAGCUAGCAAUGAAUACAGUUGUCAAAUGGAUACAAAGCGAGGUCGAUUCAAACAAAACUCAAGUCUUCUUUCGCACAUUCGCUCCUGUGCACUUCAGGGGAGGAGAUUGGAGAACAGGAGGAACAUGUCACAUGGAGACAUUGCCUGAGAUUGGAACCUCAUUGGUUUCAUCAGAGACAUGGGAACAGUUAAAGAUCCUUGAAGAUGUGUUGUCACAUUACUCCAACAGAUCAGAGACUGUUAAAAUGAAACUGUUGAACAUAACGUCAAUGGCUGCUCAAAGAAAAGACGGCCACCCAUCGCUCUACUAUCUCGGUCCGCUUGGUCCUGCACCGCUGCAUCGCCAAGACUGUAGCCACUGGUGCCUUCCCGGUGUUCCUGACACAUGGAACGAGCUCCUCUAUGCAUUGUUUAUGAAACAAGAAGCUUCUUAUUCUUCUGGAAGAGUCGAAGAAGCAAAUAUUAUAGGCAACGUCACAAUGUCGUGACGCUGGACAGAACAAGGAAACAACAAACAAAAGCAAGCUCUUGUUUCUUCUGCAAUUUCUUUGAAGAUGCUGAAAGAUCAAAGAGGGUUGAGAUUUUUUGAUUGGGUGAUUAGAUUAAUUGGUUGGGGAUAUGUAAUUAAGUUGAUUAUUUUAAUCUCUGGACCAGUGUUUUAAAGAUAAAAAUAUCAAAUGAUGUUCAAAGUUUCAUAUA